CUGAUCGACUCGAUACGCCAGAAGAUAUCAUCAAUUUUGCGCUUGCAUGCCCUGGGUACUUGAAUUAUUGGAUUCAUUUGACCGAAAUUAUGCAACAAAGACGUCCACACCUCCAAGAUCCAGAGUCAAAUCCUCCAUUUCAGCUACCCACUGUGCAAGACGGACUGAUCAUGUAUCAUCCGAGGAGAGUUGAGCUAUUUCAGGAGUACUCCGAAGCCACAAUGCAGCGGCUAUUCUCACCAGAGAUUCAGAGACUUCUUCUACACAUCUUAUUCAUGCCAAGUCCUCCCGAAAAAAUAUACGUCAUCGAUUUCCAUCGCCAAUACCCUCAGGUAGGUCAACAAGAUCCUUUCCCCCUUCUAUUCCAGCGCAGAACGGAGAGGUUUAACAGGUACUACAGAGACGCCGCAUACGGCGGACUACUUUUUAGAUUCAAAAACCUGAACAGGAUUAGUCCUUAUUCCAAGGCUAUUAACGAUUUCGCCUUCCAGUGCUAACCCAACUCU
Molecule: messenger RNA, 506 nt
Organism: Xylaria bambusicola
Lineage: Eukaryota; Fungi; Ascomycota; Sordariomycetes; Xylariales; Xylariaceae
Exons: 2
Coding region: 90-497 (135 amino acids)
Source: RefSeq, a predicted model, not a curated record